Molecule: messenger RNA, 4283 nt
Organism: Stylophora pistillata
Lineage: Eukaryota; Metazoa; Cnidaria; Anthozoa; Scleractinia; Pocilloporidae
Product: chloride channel protein 2
Biological process (GO): chloride transport; transmembrane transport
Cellular component (GO): plasma membrane
Molecular function (GO): voltage-gated chloride channel activity
Source: RefSeq, a predicted model, not a curated record
UCCUUACCAAUGCGACACUAUUUAACAGGAGAAGUUAUCACAUAGUAUAUCGUGGUUUGUUUCUUCGCUAUUUUAGCCGACUUUCAGUGGCUGUUAAGCAAGAUGAUGGAAGAAGAGGACUCGUAUGGCUUCGAACAAACUCUGAUGUAUGGUCGUUUUACAACCACACAACUUCAGAAGUAUGCUAAAGAGCAAGGAGCACGGCUACGAAGAGAACAGCAGCAAAGGAGAGAAGAACACUUAGAAGGAGAGGAUGACUUCAGAAGUUAUGACAGUUCAUGGUUGGGACCAGUGAAAAGGUUUGUUGAGAGAUUGAGACCUUGCUGGAGUCGUUUGGGAAGUGAUUGGGUGUUUCUUCUGUUCCUCGGAAUAGUCAUGGCACUUAUAAGUUUUGUGCUCGACUUGGCCAUUGAUAAGUGCCAAACAGCUCAUAUUUGGCUUUUUAAUUUACCAAGCAACACCUUCCUUCAGUACAUUGUGUGGACAUCAUUUCCAUUAUGCCUUGUUACCUUUUCUGUUGGAUUCACUCAUCUAGUUUCUCCACAUGCUAUAGGUUCAGGUAUUCCUGAGAUGAAGGUUAUCUUAAGGGGCACAGUUAUGAAGCGCUACUUGUCACUAAGAACAUUGAUUGCAAAAGUGGUUGGUCUUCUUACAGCUCUUGGAAGUAGUAUUCCAAUUGGAAAAGAAGGUCCUUUUGUUCACAUAGCCAGUAUGGUGGCACGAUCUAUGGGAAAAUUUGUGGCAUCAUUCAAAGGCAUAUACACGAAUGAGUCCAGAAAUACAGAGAUGUUAGCAGCAGCAUGUGCUGUUGGUGUUUCAAGCUGUUUUGGUUCUCCUAUUGGAGGGGUACUAUUCAGUAUUGAAGUUACUGCCACUUACUUUGCUGUUCGAAAUUACUGGCGUGGCUUUUUUGCUGCUGUCUGUGGAGCCCUUAUGUUUCGUCUACUAGCUGUGUUUGAUCAAGAAGAAGAAACUGUCACGGCUCUCUUUAAGACUAAUUUUAGACUGGACUUUCCAUUUGAUGUGGAAGAGUUCAUUGCAUUUGCAUCAAUAGGGUUGUUUUGUGGCUUUGGGGGAGCCUUGUUUGUCUUUACACACAGAAAACUUGUUGACAUUCAGAGAACUCACAAACAUACUAAGGUGGCAAAGUUUCUUGCUAGAAACCGGUUUGUAUAUCCAGCUGUUGUUGUCUUUAUCAUUGCAACAAUCACUUUUCCCAAAGGACUUGGACAGUUCAUGGCUGGAGAGUUGACUCAAAAGCAAGCAAUAGAUGAACUGUUUAUAAACAUCACGUGGUCUGAAGCCCUAGAUUCUGAUGAUCAAGCUAGUUUGAAUGUCUUAAAGCACUGGGAUGGAGCCAACACCAAUAUCUAUGUCACCUUAGUUAUAUUUAUUGUCCUGAAGUUCAUUAUGACAGCUGUAUCAGUUACAUUACCCUUUCCUGCCGGAGUCUUCUUUCCUGUAUUUUUAAUAGGUGCAGCAUUUGGCCGGCUUGUGGGAGAAGCCAUGGCGACAUGGUUUCCUGAUGGUGUGAACUCUGGUGAUACAGUUUCACCUGUUGUUCCAGGGGGAUAUGCUGUUGUUGGAGCAGCAGCUAUGUCUGCAGCUGUAACUCACACAAUUUCUACAUCUGUGAUUGUGUUUGAGCUCACAGGACAAAUCACUCACAUCCUUCCUGUUAUGAUUGCUGUUUUAAUCGCUAAUGCCGUUGCACAGUGGUUGCAGCCAUCAUUUUAUGACAGCAUUAUUCAAAUCAAGAGGUUGCCAUACCUGCCUGACUUAACAAAAACUCAGGUGUACAACCUACUUGUAGCUGACAUAAUGAAGACCAAUCUUUUUUACAUCUCCUUUCAUUCAAAAUAUGCUGACCUCAAAGAAUUACUGGAUAAGUCACAUCAUCGAUCAUAUCCAUUAGUGGAUUCUGAAGAUUCAAUGAUCCUUCUCGGAUCCAUUCAGCGACCACAGCUGCAAUCUCUUUUAAAUCAGCACAUGCAAAAACUCUACCAGUCCAGCAGUAAUGCUGAGAGUGAAGAUGCAUUAUGUGCCAGGCCAGAAACAUCAGAUCCUCCACAGUUACAAUCUGGUGAUCAGAGCAGCAAUACCCAACCAGCACCAGUUCAACUGGAAGUAGAGGCUGAAAUAACAUUAAAGAGACAAGAUAGUCCACUUCAAAAAUCCUCAACUGGAAAGUCUUUGCUGGAGAAAAUUCCAGUUCCUACAAGACUUCACAAACUGUUUGGUAGUGGGUCAGCUCUUAAUGAAGCUGAGAAAACCUCAGAUUCACCGGAAAAAGAUGGUCCAACUAUGGAUCAGCAACUUCAAUGGGAAAAAGAACUCUUGCAGAGACCUAUCGACUACAGUAACUGUCAGAUUGAUCCUUCCCCUUUUCAGUUAGUCGAAAGAACGUCGCUGUUAAAGGUUCACAAGCUUUUUGCGCUGCUUAACUUGUCACAUGCUUAUGUGACCACUUUGGGACGAUUGGUGGGCGUGGUGGCUCUGAAGGAGGUUCGCCAGGCAAUCGAGGGUGAGCGCUUCUUGGAUGCUUCUCACGUAGACGCAGAAGGCGAAGGCCGCAGCGGCAGUUUUACGUCUCCACGUGCUCAGGAUACCAUGCUGAAAAGGUGCCCUGAACCCAGUGUCACUAGUGGAGAGUCAGAUCCCACGCUGUAAAUUGCCAACACCCCGGAUAAUUUUCACCGACAAUGGUGUCGGUGGUAGAGUAUUAACCAGUUGCGCAAUGAAAGUCAAACCGACGAAAUCGGAAGCAGGGUUGGGGUUCUUCUCGUUGCUCCGUCGCCUAUGAUUUGUAAAAGUUUAAUUGUUGGAGCAAAAGGUGCUCGAAGGGCCUGAAACUGGUGUUAUGAUGGGGUGGUUCAUCCGCUUCUACUUACGACUCCAACAAUAGAUUUCACCAGAUCUUAAGUGUCGGAGUCAUGAGCGGAAUCGAAAGAAAGUGGAAAUGUUUUCACUGAUAAUUCCGACUCAGAUUCCGUAAAGCUUACGAACCCCAUUCCUACUCCAUCGCUAAAUGAAUACAGCCUUCUAGAAAUAAGGUCGUGCUUUAGCCGAAUCUAGAUUUUGUGGUACGAAAAAGUACGACUCAUGGAAUGCCGAUAGAUUUUCAGUCCUGUAGAAACCUCGAGAAGCUUGUAUCUGAACGUUCGGUUUUUGCAGUACUCUUUAGAGAAAAAGUAUCGGGGAGUGCAGAAUUCAAUGAACUUCGUCGGGAGAUUUUGAUUCAAUUUUGGCGGCCAAAAAAAUUAGAGUUGAUUAACGGAAAUGAGAAUAGUUGGUUGGUGAUAUCGAAAAGAAGAUAAUUAAAAAUAAAAUUGAAAGGAACUAGGUUGUUUAGGCAUUUAAUUCGAUGACUUUUUGAGGUGAAUUAACCGUUCUGUUGGUCGUUGAAGCCCGCUAAGGUAAACAUGCAGAAUAGGUACCAUUUUCAGUGUAUCGCGUUUUUUAGACGAGUGCGAAGCGGAAGUCGUGCGCGAGGAAGGAGUUACUCCUCCUCUCCCGCGUUACUCGUUCUUUGUGUUCGACUCGACUGAGAAGGGACUAGGAAAAUUAAGUCUGUUCUGCAGGCUUGCCAAGGUAGUUAAUAGGUGGUUGUGAAAUACUUUUUAGACUUGUAUUUGACUGCCUUUCCUACAAAUGUCAUAUGUGAUAUCUCUGUUGAUCCCAUUAGAAUUAUUUGUCGAUUAUAUAUUGUUUUGUAUAUGUACCAAUCGGAGAAUAUUAUUUAGAUUAUUACAAAUUAUCAUAUUUCCUUAACAGUACAUAAGAAAUGAGUGAUCUCAUAUCGAACAUGCACGAGCAGAUUAUUUUUAUUUUUGUUAUUAUUAUUAAUAUAAUUAUUGUUAUUAUUAUUAUUAUAUGUAUUAUUAUUAUCCUUAUUAUUACUAUUAUCAAACUAAGUGCAAAGUAUUUAAUUUUAUUUUGUUAUAACUAGCCAUUUGGUGACGUACAUGCGACUUUAUGGUAUGAUUAUUUUGUAAGGUCGUAAGAGCUAAUUUUUUAGGCGCUCGUCGUGUUUCCUUUUUCAAGAAAUUAAUCUUUCCACUUUCGUAAACGUUUUUGAUAUUUUUAUAAUAAAUGAUUCCACAAACAAAAUGGCAUACCGUAAAAAAUGAACAAAGCAAACGUGUUCUGGAGCAGGGAUUAAAUUAGUUAAGAUUGCAGAGUAGUUCAGUUCAGCCCAGACGAUAUAAAACCCUUCUUUACUGCUCAAGCGUACAUUGUAUAUUGGAAAUUUGAUAUUAAAUGGUGUACAUUCAUGUAACUGG